CGGUACUGAUGGAAGUUAUUUAAUCAAAUCAAGAACCGCCGAUGGUUUUGCAGAAACAGAAUGCCAUAGUGCUGGCGGGGAAUCUAUUCCAUCAGGAUGUACAGGAAGUGGAUGGACGCUCAUUGGGGUAGUGGAAGGCAACAAUUCCACCGUAAGCAAAUACAGCCGUAUUUAAAUUAGAAGACGCCUUGGGUGAUUAGGGGCAUCAAAGUCCCACUAAACCAUAUAACAAAUCUAUGCACUAAACCCACUAAACCCAAUGAUUUUUGUAUGGGCAUGGCACUACUUGCGUCAUUCUGCCGGAAAUCAUUAAAUAAAUGUAUAUUAGUUUCUUUGUUUCUUGUUGCUAAAAUUCACCUAAUGGUAUCAUAUAGAGGGACUGUGACAGCAAAGAGUUGAACAACGUGAGGUCUUUUACAAUAUUAUAUUUUUUCGAAGAAAGACCCCAAUACCACAAAUACCAAAAAUCAUUUUUGGGCUUAUUGGCACAACGACUUUGAGACCACAAAAUAUAAAACAAUUUUGAUUUUACCAUCAUCCAAAGUGUUAUUAGAGAUCUUACGAUUUAGGACGGCAACGCGACGGCAACGGCUACCAAUCACAAUAAUUCAUUGAAAAUAAUUGAAUAAUUACAACAUAUGAAUAAUUUAGACAUUGUCCUCGCUCUGUUUACAACGCCAAAUCACAUAUUUUCACGUCUUGAUACAACGGCUGCAUUUCAAGCCGCAACAAGUGCAACUUCAAACUGGGUUAAGCAGAACUCUUCCCAAACAUAAAACCCAUGUCUUCAACUUCUAAGACUGUAUUAAAUUCAUACAAUUAAUAAUAUACCACGAGUUAUCUUUACUACCAUUUAUUUGAAGCAGUGGAGUCAAGUAACGAAGCAAAUGUACUUCGUGACUGUACUUGAGUACUAUUUUUGAGAAGUCAGCAUGUAAAGUAAACCUUUUCUGGAGUAGUAAUUUAAUUAAGAAGUAAUAUAACGUUUUAUUUCGCUAUUUUCAUUUUGUGGCGAAGUAUUUCGUUUCUUUUUAACUUUAGUUUAAUUUUACGUGAUUUAUUCCUUAUUUAUUUUAAUUUUGGAAUAGGCAAUAGGACCUGUACAUGCGUCUGGGAUCUAUUGUUUGUGGCUUACUUAUAAGCAUUAUUUAUUUAAUCGAAGGAUUUCUUAUAUCUUCAACCGGAACUGGAAAGUAGACCAUGCCGUGAAAUAUUGUAUAUUAGGUGCACGCAUAUAAUCUGUGUGCUGUUUUGUGUCUUUUGUAUGUCAAUCCAUUGGAGACCCCCCUCCCCUUCCCCCCCCCACACACACACACAACGUGGGGAUCAAAAAUGAAAUGUUUAUAUAAGGACAAGGUCAUUGCGUUUUUAUGGUAGGAUUCGGCCGGAAUGAAAUGCUAUAACUUUUCAUUAUCUUAGAAUGAUACAAGCUACGACUCUGCAAUUUGGACUGCAAAAGGAAAUGACCAGACCAACUUCAAUUCACAGUUCUGGAGUGCUAACGUUACAGAAGUAUGCUUGACCUCGGAUGCUUUUAGCAUUCAAUUUCCCGUCCAGGCUCCAUCACUUCGUAGUUUAUUUUUUCAAAAGAACACAUUAAAUAUAUCCAAAGACCUGUGGAUUAAUGCUUUGGAAGAUAAUAUUACAGAACCAGCCUUCGAGGAAAAUUCUUAUGAAAUUGGUUUCAACGUUGGCGAUUCGAAUCAUGUUCAGGCUCGUAUAGGAAUUGUCAGCAUAGGUAGGAGAGAGCUAUCUAAUAUAAACUGGUGGGACUUUAUCUGA
Paramuricea clavata is the source of this 1782-nucleotide messenger RNA. The record is from the annotation of a GenBank genome assembly. Lineage: Eukaryota; Metazoa; Cnidaria; Anthozoa; Malacalcyonacea; Plexauridae.